Messenger RNA from Kockovaella imperatae, 1524 nucleotides. RefSeq names its product farnesyltranstransferase. The transcript is spliced from 8 exons. Gene Ontology annotation, molecular function: prenyltransferase activity. Bases 297 to 1262 code for a protein of 321 amino acids. Gene Ontology annotation, biological process: isoprenoid biosynthetic process. Lineage: Eukaryota; Fungi; Basidiomycota; Tremellomycetes; Tremellales; Cuniculitremaceae. The record is from RefSeq and is a predicted model, not a curated record.
UAUAUAAUCAGGGGACCUAUCUACUGGUCUGAUGUAGCUCUAUAAUGAUCGGAACCCGCGAUGCAUCCAUGAUAUGGCUCUUGUGGAUGUCAUCAUAUACACCUCUCGCGUCGCCGUAGCCGUCGCCGUCGCCGUCGUCCGCCACCCUGCCACCACCACCACCACCCACAUUGUUUACGGUUUCAGUUGCCGGAACCGGGUGGACGUCGGCGGCGGGAACUUCGUCAUCGAAAAUCUUUUGGGAUUGACAUACAUCCUGUAACAUUCUAACGUCUUGGUACUCUUGAGCUCCCAAGAUGGACUACUCCAAUCUGCGACAUGCGUUACAGACGCCCAAGUGGUCGCAAGCUCAGGAACAGGUCCUGUGCGAGCCGUAUACGUACAUAUCUGCCAAUCCAGGCAAAGAAGUGAGGACCAAGUUGAUCGAUGCUUUCAAUGCUUGGCUACGUGUGCCGGAGCAAGACCUCAAAGUCAUCACGACUGUCGUGAGAAUGUUGCACAACGCCUCGCUCCUAAUGGACGAUGUGGAGGACAAUUCUGAGCUGCGACGAGGAGUCCCAGUCGCUCAUCAGAUCUAUGGCGUACCUCAGACUAUCAAUACUGCCAAUUACAUCUACUUCUUGGCCAUGCAGGAACUUAUCAAGCUCAAUGGAUCCGUCAAGGGAAAGGAAAAAGAGACGGACCUCAUGGCCGCUGUGACUGAUGAGCUUCUUGACUUGCAUCGCGGACAAGGCAUGGAUCUCUUUUGGCGAGAUAGUCUCACUUGUCCAACAGAGGAAGAAUAUGUACAUAUGGUGCUUGGAAAGACCGGCGGGCUCUUCAGGAUAGCGGUUAAGCUCAUGAUGGCAAGAUCAGCAUCCAACGUCGACUACGUCCCGUUGGUCAAUCUUAUCUCGGUCUACUUCCAGAUCAGAGACGAUUACAUGAAUUUGCAGUCUACUCAGUACACCGAGAACAAGGGUUUCUGUGAGGAUUUGACAGAGGGCAAAUUCUCCUUCCCCGUGGUACAUGGUGUCCGGGCAGAUACGUCAAACCGACAGAUUCUCAACGUGCUACAGAAACGGACCAAUUCCGUAUCGUUGAAACAGCAUACCGUCGAUUACCUUCGAAACCAGACUCGAUCUUUUGCCUACACUCUUCAGGUCCUACGUACAAUCCACCAGCAAAUCGUCGAUGAGAUUGCAAGUCUUGGAGGCAACAAGCGGCUUGAAGCGAUUGUCGAGGCUCUACAUCUCCCGACGGACGAAAGCCUGGACACAUAAUGGGUCACAAUUCUAUAAUACUCCUGCUGCACGACCUCUUGAAGGAUCGAAUCUACACGUUUAUUACAACAUUCUGUCUAGAUCCCCAUACUGUACCUCUAUCGCACACCACUUGCAUGCACGAUUUGAUCGAUGAUCAGGAUGGCUCUGACGACCUUUUCGUCCUCCCACUUUCGACCGACGACUUGCAGACCGAGAGGGAGACCAGCAAAUGCCUCUGGACUAUCUGGACCCGUGUCAGCCUUACUGAGAUAGAGGUUGC